Messenger RNA from Carassius carassius (crucian carp), 3742 nucleotides. RefSeq names its product prolactin receptor-like. The record is from RefSeq and is a predicted model, not a curated record. Lineage: Eukaryota; Metazoa; Chordata; Actinopteri; Cypriniformes; Cyprinidae. The transcript is spliced from 7 exons. The coding region runs from base 1418 to 2623 and encodes 401 amino acids. Gene Ontology annotation, cellular component: external side of plasma membrane. Gene Ontology annotation, molecular function: protein binding; cytokine receptor activity. Gene Ontology annotation, biological process: cytokine-mediated signaling pathway.
CUCCUCCGGAGAGGCCCAGACUAACAAGAUGUCGGUCACCUGAGAAAGAGACUUUCACUUGCUGGUGGGAGCCUGGAUCAACAGGUGGACUGGCCACCAGCUACCAGCUCUAUUACAGGAAAGAGAGGUGAGUGCUGCCUAUAUCACUAUUCAGCAUUGUUCAUCUUGCUGUCAAAAAAAGUAUAUUUCCAUUUAUUUUUUCCCUGUAUCAGAAUAUGGGUAGUUGCCUCAUUGUGUGCCUGUUAUGACAUAGUUUAACAUAUAAGCUAUAUUUUCCAUGAUUUUGUUUGUAUCAAGUAAAAUAAACUGUUACUGAGAUAAUGUAGCGUUUUCAUUCAGUUAUUGAAAGAAGUCUCUUUUACUCACUAAGCAAAAGUAAAAACUAAUAUUGUGUAAUAUCAUUACAGUUGACUUGUUUCUUGUAUGAUAUGUUUUAGACAUUUUACUUAUUUUAUUUUAUUUAUUCCUUUAUUGGCAAAGCGGAAUUUUCAGCAUCAUUACUCCAGUCCUCAGUGUCACAUGAUCCUUCAGAAAUCAUUCUAAUAUGCUGAUUUGGUGCUCAGGAAAUAUUCCUUAUCAAUAUUGGUUACUUGAAAGAACAUUUGUAUGAAGCAGCUAUUUUUGCAUAUUUGCUGAAUACAAUUAUUAAUUUCUUUCACAAUGAAACUUUGCUAUGAUAGUUCUGUUCUAUAUAAAGGAAGAAGUAUCUUCAUUUUGUCUUAUUUUCUUAAUAUUUGUUCAAUUUGUACAUCACACACACACACACUUAUUAAUAAACACACUAAAUCUAGUAUAUUAAAUGAGCUAAUGUUUACACAUUUGAUAAGAAAUCACAGGUUUAGGUUCAUUUUUUUGUCAAAAGAUUAGUCAGCAAAUCAUUCUUUUUAAACUUCAAACUAUCAUAAACUUUUUCAGUUCUUUGGAAGUCUUUGAAUGUCCGGAUUAUCAUAAGGCGGGAAACAAUUCCUGUUAUUUUGAUAAGCAACACACGUCUAUUUGGAUCAUAUACAACAUCACAGUGGUGGCCUCCAAUGCACUGGGAAAAGCCUAUUCGGAAUCUGUAGAAGUUGAUGUUAUGGAUAUCGGUGAGUUCAUGUAAUGAAUGUGUUUACAAAAUAUUGAAAUGCAUCCAGAAAUGCUUUUGUUUUUAUGUGCUUGCAAUAUACCCCUAGCGUAUACUGACCAUGCAUGAAUGGUUAAUGAUGUUUUACUACAGAGGCCAAGUUCAGUGUUGUUUUGACCACAGUCACAGUGCAGUGAGCUGACUGCUAAAUAUAGCAUAUAUAAAGAUUUCCUGUGGCUACAUACGGGCACACACAGCAAAAUCAGCAAAAUCUUUACGGUGAAACAUUUAUUCUUUGAACUUUUUAACUUUCAGUUAGAUCAUCAUACUAGAACACAAGAUAGAUAACAGUGCAUGUGCAGUUACAUUUACAGUUUAGUUACAGUUUCCCUCAAACCAAUUCAGCUAGAAAAUGUGUCCGCGCUGGGCUCUUCCAUCUGUAACGUGGAGCCUCACCCUCCAGAGACUGUAAAUGUGACUUUCGUGCAGACCACGAACAGCCCCUAUUUCCUGGUGCAGUGGCAGUCUCCGCAUGACGCAGACACACGUUCAGGGUGGGUAACAAUCAAAUAUGAAGUUCGCCUAAAAAUUGAGAACAGCGGAGACAAGGAGGACAGCAGCUGGGAGUCAUAUAGUGCUGGAAAACAAUUGGAGUUUAGCAUCUACAGUCCGCAGCCUGGAGCAAGUUACGUUGUGCAAGUGCGCUGUAAACUAGACCACGGCCUCUGGAGUGAAUGGAGCCCCUCUGCAUUCAUCCAGGUUCCAGACAAUAUGCCUGACGCACAGAAUGCAGUUAUGAUUAUCGCCGUCACGCUAACCGUCAUCAUUUUCCUGUUGACUGCAGGAGCGCUGACAGUCAAGAUGAAACCGAUGAAGCAUUUUUUACUGCCACCAGUUCCAGAACCGAAAAUCAGUGGCUUAGACACUCAGCUCCUAAAGAGUGGGAAGUCUGAGGAGAUCUUCAGUGCUCUGAUCACUCCAGGAUAUCCUCAGAUAGUCCAGAGUUCAGACCGUUCAGAAGUGGAGUAUCUUGUGGUCUCCAACUAUGAUGAGGAAAUGGAUUUUGAUGGCAAAGCUCAUCUUGAGGACCAAAAGGGAGAAAAUCGUCCCACAGAUACUGCACAAAAGGUCUCUCAGAACAGCAUCAAGAUCUCAUUGAACAGCAGUCAGGAUCUAAAUACAACACUGAGCAAAAACUACCACUCUGGGACCGUUUCCAAUGAGCUAAGUGUCCAUGGAGAACCUCAACAACUACUUCACCUUAAGUGCAAUGGCUCAACAGUUAAAGCUAAGGACCAAAACACUCAACUGAGCUCCAGUAGUAAUUGUGAGCACGUCAGCAUCAACACUGCUGGACUUACGGAGUAUGUCGAGGUUGAUGAAGACCCGAAACCUCUGGUCAGGGAGGACUACAGUAUGGUCAGUGACGUUAUCAGUGAUAACAUCCUUGUACUACAAGACAGCGUCCCUGUAGAGGGACACAAAGAGGUCAAAUGUGACAAAACAUCUGAACCUCUGGGAUAUUUGGAAACUCUGACAACGUUUUCAAGUGAAUCUUGACUGUUCUAUGACUUUGGGAUUAUUUUGUCUGGUUGUGUCCUGCUCAAACUGUCAAUCAAAAAAAGACAAAAGAUGUGAGAAGUGUUCCUUCAGCGAUCUGGGAUGCGUUUCCAGUACAGUGACAUAACGUGCUGCUAAACUACCAGUGCUAUUCAUAACUUAUUCCCGAAAUUGCUGGCUGAUCGUUGGAACCACAAUGGUUCAACAAUCUAGAACUGUCAUUACUGUAAUUACUUCUGUUAAUUAAUCGUUUUGGAUCAAAUUAAUGUCAGAUUAUCGAUAACAAAUAUGGCAUCUGAGGACUAUAAUAUCUUUGUUCAUCACUGUAUUUCUUCAUUCGUGGUUCUCCUGGUGACUAGAGCACAUUCACACUCUUCAAAAACUGCGCUUUCAUUCUCUUGACGAACUAAAAGACAUAGAAUUAAAUCUGUAUAUAUAUUUGUAUAUGUAUUAUAUGUCAGUUUGCCUAUGUUACUCAAGCGUAUGAUCUGUUGAUCCACAUGUCAUUCUAACAAGAAACUCUGGGUAUGGAGUUUCAUCCAAAUGACUUUACGAUGCCAGUUUUGUUCGUUGAAAUUAUGGUUUCUGGAAACUGCAAAUUUGCAACCAUAGUUGGCUUGCAAUGUUUUUGGGAAACACACCCCUGUUAUGUUGUAUGUGUCAGUCUGCACAACUACAGAUAGAGUUUGCACAGGUUCUGUGGAUAAUUCAGGCUAAACAGCUGGAAGCUGAAGAAAUGGGUUGAAAAUUAGAUUAAAAGGAAGCGUCAUUCCGAACCAUUGCAUAUUGACCGACUGCUGUUAAAAAAUACCCCACUAAAGAGCAUUAUAAUAAUUGUUAAACCUUUCAAAUAUUUCUUCAACCUACUACCUCGAAGCAGACAUACACAAAACAUCCCACUAUGAGUUUCUGCCACUUUCUCUAGAGAUCUGGCACUUUUCUCAAUGCUUGCUGCUCCUGAUCUUUAAAAGUUGACUGUUGUUAAAAAUGGACAUAGUUUAAUGGAAACACUUUAAAAUACAGGACGGCUCCUUUUGUAUAUUUAUUCACAAUGAUACUGUGAAUAUAAAAAGUGUGAGAUUUCUUUGAUCAAACACAGCUAAAGACUUUACUGUGUAU